This is a messenger RNA of Apis laboriosa (Himalayan honeybee), 291 nucleotides long. RefSeq lists its product as uncharacterized. The transcript is spliced from 3 exons. The annotation marks the transcript as partial. The record is from RefSeq and is a predicted model, not a curated record. NCBI's taxonomy places the organism in Eukaryota, Metazoa, Arthropoda, Insecta, Hymenoptera, Apidae.
AUGCGGGCAUUAAAAUGGUUGAAGAUAUUGCUGUUAAUCGACUAUACCGCCGGACAAAAUCUGAGGACAGUCCGGCAAGCCGGAUAUACUUACAAUAUACCAAGAAUACCAUUUACUUUACCAAGUCCUAGUCCACCGGCACUACCAAGUUAUCCUGCACCAGUUCCUGUACCAUCAAUGCCUCCUGGAAGACGUACUUAUUUACCACCACCACCACCACCGCCUCCAAUACCUCCACCAACACCGCCACCGCCACCACCGCCACCACCACCACCGCCACCACCACCGCCA